Molecule: messenger RNA, 618 nt
Organism: Hibiscus syriacus
Lineage: Eukaryota; Viridiplantae; Streptophyta; Magnoliopsida; Malvales; Malvaceae
Product: FCS-Like Zinc finger 2-like
Exons: 2
Coding region: 93-587 (164 amino acids)
Source: RefSeq, a predicted model, not a curated record
ACCCGCUCAUCUUCCUCGUCUUUCCCUCUCUCUUUCCCUUUAAAGAACCCUAAAAAAUCAUACCUUUUUUCCCCAGGAAAAAAUUCAGAAAAAUGGACUCAUCUGGUCGUUCAAGGAGACGUUGUUUCAUCGAAGAAGAUCAAGGCUUGGCUUCUCUUGCAGUAAUGGAGGCUCGGUAUUCAGGCACCCAUUACCAAACCCAUAACCAACACGGGUUUCUUCAAAGACUUCUUUGUUACUCAAGGAGAACUAGUUUCAGGAAUCUAUCAACAUAUUCUUCUUCAUGUUCAUCUCCAAGGCCUGCUAGGUUUGAAGAUUACAAUCAACCCCAUUUCUUGGAUGCUUGUUUUCUUUGCAAGAAGCCACUUGGGGGUAACAAAGACAUCUUCAUGUACAGAGGGGAUAUGCCCUUUUGCAGUGAAGAGUGUAGACAAGAACAGAUAGACAUUGAUGAAGCUAAGGAGAAAAGCAAUAACCUUUCAUCCUCAAUGAAAGCUUUGAGGAAGAAGGAUCAAAGGAAAGCUACAACUUCUCCGACAAAAGCUCAGAACUACCCGUUCCGACCGGGAACUGUUGCAGCUGCCUAAAUAAUCAUCUCACAAAGGAAAUAAAAAAGAG